GUUCCUGAGCCACAGCGCCGGGAGGUACAACCUGAGGUACAUGCAUUAUUAUGCGAUCCGAACGGUCGAAUUUAAUUUUUGGUUACCGGGUAGCCCCACAUGCGCCUACCAUUUACGUAGGUAGGUACCUACUAACAUAGCAGCAUAGUGGGGACCGGAGGCUCAAUAUCGCAAGACGGAAAAGGACCCCUCCAUCCCGUUAACAAGACGCGUUUCUUCAAUCCAGCAUCUGCAUUUUCACGUCUUCCAUAAACACAUAGUCGAGACCACCACCACCGUAAUUCCCGUCGCGAUGGAAGGCCAGGCACCCAAUCCUCUACUAUUGCCUCCGGAUCUCACACCGCUAGAGCAAGAGGUGCUCGAAGAAUACGAGCGGCUAGCAGAGAACAUGAAGAAGCUCGCAACCGUACUGGACGCUAUGGCCGGACAGCCCACCACCGAGAUUCUCGACGGCCUGCGGGAGCUCGAGCGCAAGACAAGCCUGGUAUUCACGCUGCUCAAGGCGAGCGUCUACAGCAUCGUGCUACAGCAGGAGAUCGACUGGGGCGACCAAGCGCAAGGCUGAGCGGAUGAUAUACAUAGAGAAAUUAACGACAUCACGAAAUAACCUGCACCUGCUACAUAUUGAGCCGCUUACUUAUGGUACGAAUGG
Messenger RNA from Daldinia loculata, 652 nucleotides. RefSeq names its product DASH complex, subunit Dad3. Bases 293 to 565 code for a protein of 90 amino acids. Gene Ontology annotation, biological process: attachment of spindle microtubules to kinetochore. Gene Ontology annotation, cellular component: mitotic spindle; DASH complex. The record is from RefSeq and is a predicted model, not a curated record. NCBI's taxonomy places the organism in Eukaryota, Fungi, Ascomycota, Sordariomycetes, Xylariales, Hypoxylaceae. The transcript has 2 exons.